UGUGAUCUGAAAGGGCAGAAAUGAAGACAGCGCUGUGCUCGGCAGUCGCUGCUCUGUGUGCAGCCACCCUCCUCUCCUCCAUCGAGGCUGAAGAGAAACGCCUCUCCUUCCUUGCCCAGCUCCUUCUGUGUUCUGUUUCUCCCGGCUAGUGGGCCGGAGCGUAGCUCCCUCUCUCUGUCCCUCUGGUGUGCUGUCCGCACCACCCCACAGGCAGGACCUGGGCCAGCCGCUGUGGCCACCCGGGCGCAGGGCCCGAGGAGCCCUUUGCCGCUGGCGGGCAGCCCGGCGUGGCCGGGGCCAUGGCUCUGCCCCCAGGAUGGACCAAGAAGGGCUGGUCUCUGGCUUCGUUUAGUAAUGUUGAGAGAGGACACGGAAAACCUACUACUCAACAACCUGCAACUUUGAAAUAAAAUGCUCCAACAGAGUCUGGCUCUCUGCGCCUGUGUGUUGUGUCCGGCCGACCGCCUCGCCCCCGCCCCACCGGCCUGCCUGCCGGUGCAUCGGCCUCCCCUGCUCGGCGGGGCGACCCCCGGCUGAGCUUCGGGGAGGCCGGACCCUCCCUCAGGGACACUUCAGCUUCUGUGCUGGGUCUGACCCGGGGAACACGCCUGGGAGGUGCUGCCAGCGCUGUGACAUGUGUCAUGGGCACUGCUGAAGGGAAGGCUGGGCCAGGCCUUGCUGUGGCAGCCGGGGCUCCAAGGCUCUGGCAUGCAGGUGGUACCGUCACCUCCAAAAAGGCUUUCCUUUUUCUUCUCCUCCUCAGCCCUCAGCGCAGUCUCUCUGGGGGCUGAGGCCCCUGUGAGCCCUGGCAGCAUCUUGCCUCCAGCUGAAGACCUGGGGAGACCCAUCUUCACUGCCACACUUGGCGCAGUGUGGCUCAACAUGGCCUGGCCAGGCCUUUGCUCCCCAAUGGAUUAACAGCAACAGUGUCCUGUACCUUCAGUGUGAGCUGCUUGGCUCUUUGGUCAUAGUCGUGGCGCUUCUGCCAGCUGUGGCUUCCAGGGGAAAUAAAAAGGCUGAACGUCCUGCACUGAAAUGACUUGAUCUGACCUCUGGGAACUGACUCCAUCAUAGGUGUGAACUCUCCUGGAUUUACUGGAAAAAGCCAGAAGCCAGCAACUGAUAAUUAUUAUUUAUUUUUUUUUGCAUUCCUUUCUGUCUUGAACUGAAAAAAAUUCCCUCAUCAUGGCCUGCCACAAGCUCCCUUGUCUGGACCUGGUCACCUUGGCUGAUCUCUUCUAAAAGCAUGGGGUGUCAGAGAUGCCUCUGCGGUGUUUGGCCCCCAGGCAGUAGUAAUAGUGCUCGCCUGGGGCUUGCAGAUGUAAAAUACACUGGCUUUCUGGAAAAAGAUGGCAUUUUUGCCAGUAGUGCAACAUCUGGUCACCCUAGGAGAGAAUCAGUCCACUGCCUUCCUCUUGUGCUGUGUUGCUGUUGGCAAAGGAACCGAAAAAGGUCAUUUGAAGUCAUUUCAGAGCUGCAUUUGAAACGCAGAACUGCUGUGCCAGAGAAAGCAGAGAAAGUGUACAUUUUUGAUGGAGGAAGGGAGUGGAUGUGUUUGUGCAUUCUUCCCCAUCUUAGAAGGGAUCUCACUCAGAGCUGGACUAAUAUUGCUGUUGUCCUGCGCUGCGAUUUGCAUGUGUGGAGUAUGUUAUUUCGGAACGUAAGCAAAGGUGUUUUAUUUAGCUAUAGUGUAGACUAAACCAGCCAUAGCUUCAGCACUGGUAAAGCAAGCUACAAAAAUGUAUUUGGAGCAACAGAGUUAUAACAGCAAAUCUUGACACAUAGCUGGAUGACCUUGAUUAGAUGUUGGAGGAUGCACUAUUGCCAAGGAAAAGAGUGGAUAAAACCUGAUCUUGAGAGUUGCAGAGGGCUCUUGGACAGAACUUACAUUACUUUGCACUCAAAAAUGUUUGAUAAAUAAAAUACCUAAUUUACAGUGAUCUUCUUUCUAUGAGAAAAUUCUCCUAGCUCCAGAGUUUUGAAGUAAGAGCAGGGAAGUGUGGGGUGAAAAAAUGUGGUGCUGAAAACGGAGUGAGAAAUAGUGGUGCUGAAAAUGAAAGUUCAAAACUAGGACUGCCUUAGAACUUGCUGUGGUGGGAAUUGCUUUUGUAGAGAUUUUUACAGUGGACUUUUGUUUGCACUAUACUGAUCAUUCUUCUGCACUGUUUUAAUUUUGUGCUGCAAGAUUGCAUAAUUUUUUAAAUUGCAUCUUAUUUACUUUAGCAAGUUAUUUCCUUACUUACGUAUUUACUUUAUUUUGGUGUAAUUGCAUCUUAGAUCCUGUUUGCUGAACUGACUUUCUCCUGUGAACAUUUGUCCCUUGGUCUUAUUUUUCCAAAUUUCAGAUCACUUUGUGGCAAAGCUAUCCUCCCCCACUAGUCAGUCCUGUGUCUCUUUUCUUGGUUCUUUUUGACUCUCCACAUACCAUUCACAGGAUAUGCAUUUUAAAAUUUCUUUCCCAAAGGUGUGGGCAGACACUUGAUAGGAUGAAAAGGUGAGAGGAGAAUAAGAGAGAGAGCCAUUUAAUGUGAUGAAAAUUCUUGAUAUGACGUGGAAAGAUGGGGUGAGAGCAGAGGAAAGAAAAAGCUUAGUUUUAUUUUCUGCCCUCCUUCAGCUUUCGUUUUUCAGUCUCCCCUGGGAGGAGAUCUGGUGUUUAUCUGAUGCUGCUGUCCAUAGAUUCCUGAACUUUCCAGUAUGAAACUAGCUCUUCAUCAGCAUCACAGCUGCUCUGAAGUCCUUUGUGAGAGCUGUGCUCUGCUGCUCUUGGCAAUGAGCAGUGAGCUGCAAUAAUGGCUCUAGAGCUUUUCUACAGAGGUACAGCAGAACAGGAGUUUCUAGUUGGGCAGUCACUGUAGGAGUAGAGGGGGGAAAGCCCACAUAUAGUCUAAAUGCACUCAUGCCCUUUCACUGGGGAAGUUGUUUGUUUAUGGUGGUCAAGGAAGCAAAUCUGUUUUCAUGCUCAGCAUUUUUGCUUUUUUUUUUUACAGUGAAAUUCUUCUUGUUUUAUUUUGCAAUCCUUCUGAUAUCUCUCUCCCAGCUUAAACUCCCCGUAUGUGAUUCUAUAUUUUAUACUUAGACAUAAAGUUGUUUAUACUUAAAGUUUUGUGCCUUUUUAGUCCAGCACAGCAAUACUCCAGUGCAUUCCAUGUCUGUCCACAUGUCAGAUUUUUUUUCUGUUACAGUAUUUUUUUCAUCUGUGAUCACAAAGAGCCAAAGGCUCUUAUUCUAGUCAUAGUUAAGUACAUUGGCAUGUGAAGAAUCUAUUAAUUAUAACCUCCAGUUACUGCUGUGAUGUUUUCAUGGCUUCUGUAGCAUAUCAUGUUUCUUAACACAGAGGGAUUUUCAAAGGCACAGGAAAGAAAUGAGGAAAUCAUUGGUUUUGUGUAGCCUAACUGAGCUUCUGAAGGGGCUGACUUUUCAGUUUUUCAGGAAUUGGUUUUCUAAGCUGGAGGUAGGGAAGGAGGGCAUCACUAAUCCAGGUGUGGAACCUUUGUAUUUUGCAUAAAAAGGUUUGUCUGGUGAAAAAUCUGUUACCAGGACACCAGUGUAAUAAGUGACAAAUAAUUGCAGCAUAGCAGUUACAAAGGAUUAGAAUUUUUGGCUUGUAAUGAAUCUGCAUUGAGUACAUUAAUUUUCAUUGACUGAAUAAUUCAGAGGUGAUCUGAGAUAGUUGAAACUUUUGAAGUUUUGAAACUCAUUGGUAGAACCAUUAUUUUAUUAUCUUUUGAUGGCAAUAUCUUUUGAGAAAGAAGCUGCUGAUUUCCAAGUUCCUAAAUAGAGAGCCAUGUAGAUUGACAUGUGAAAUUGAAAUUUCUGUAUACGUGAGGGUGACUUUACUUUUUCCUGCUGCUAAUUAGAAGCAAAAUAUGCAUGCAUGUGUAAGUGUAUAUACACAUGCAUAUACAUAUAUGUGCACACAAGUGUAAAAUUUGGUAAAUAUUAAUAUAUACAAUGUGUGUAUAUAUAUAGGUUAGGUCGAGAUAUGUAUGUCUUUAUUUGUAUAGGUAUAUAGUUUUAAAGGAAAUUUUUAAAGUGCAUUUAUGAGCUUUGCAUCUUCAAAUUUGAAGAAGUUUCAUAAACAUAUAUAAAAUUAAAAAAUGCAAAGACACAGCUGGCAAAAUUUCUGUGUUGUGAUUUGCAAUGAAUACCUAACAAGUCUGAGAACUGCUCUUUUUAGAAGUUGCCCUUUACUACAUUUCUAGGCUGUAGGUCAUUCCAGUCACAUUGACAAAGCAGGCUUCAGAGGAGCUUAACUGGGCUCAUGAUCUAGUUAGUUGUACCAAAUUCAUGCCACUUCUGAAAAAAAUAGUAAAUGAAGAGUUCUGCCACCUUCCAGCCUGAGGCCUUAUCACUGGGAUGGUAAGGCUGAGCUUACUCUUCAGCUUCUGUAGAUUGUAUGAUAUUUUAACAUGGGCUGGCACAUUAUUUUACAUGCUAAUUAUAGUGUGUCUUUUCUAGUGAUGGAAUCACAAAAUAUUUUUCACAUAGGGAUUGUGGAUGGCAACUACUUCCAACUUAUAUCACUUCUAAAUCUGGUUCUAGAUAUAAAUUACUUGAUAUUGCAGUUACAUUUUAUUUCUAUCCUGUUAAGGUAUUCGCUGGGAUCCUCUAGCAGUCACAUUGUGUUAUCUGAAAAAAGCUGUAAUUUUUUUAUAUUUCCUGUGAAAUGAUACAAGCUAAUAUAAGACAUGCAAGACCUGCAUAGCAUGAGAAAGAUGCUUUGCCCUCUUUUUUUUUUGUUUCUGAAAUUAUAACCUUAUUACAUGUGUAUAUAACACAAAAAACUGGCAAUGUUUUCAGUACAUUCUGUCUGAUUUUUUUCUUUUGUUUUUCUUUUGUGGUGCAUAAUAUAGAAGAUCCUGUUAAGGAAGUGAUCAUAACACAGUUCCAAGAGUGGUCAAAAUUAAUGCUGUGGAAGCAUGAUUGUUGUACAGCAGGAUAUGUUUUUGCUACUCUGGAAACCUAUAGGGGAGCCAUGCAUUUCUGUGCAUCCAGGAUUGGAUCAUAGUAUGAAGGCAAUACUACAACACCAUGACACAUUAUGAUCAUGACCCUGUAGCUUGACAAGUCAGUGGGAGGUUUGGCAUGGAUGUUGAUGGACACAGGAUCAGCAGUGUCACUACACUAAGAAUAAGUGCAACUUCACUGCUGCAAGUAGCCUGACAUCAAGACUGCUUGCUGGAGUUAAGCUGCACUCACACAUAAGAUUCUGUUGAGUGAAAUUUUAAGGUUUGUCCCUGUAAAGGGGCAAACUCCUACUACAACAAGGGGCAUUUCUUUGCUAGACUCUGGUUUGAUUCAGUAUUGCAAAUGUAUUAUUUUUCCACUGGUGAAUUCCCUUCUAGAAGAAGAAUUUUAAUGAGAUGGAGUAACAGUUGCCCUGUUUUAUUAUCACAAUACGGUUUUUAUCAUCUAAACAUUUUUCUGUACUUCAGAUCAGCUUACUACUCUCAGUCAUAUGACCAUGGUUUGGUCAUCACCCCACAGCUGGUUUCACUUGGGUGAAAUCUGACCCCUGUGAAGGUCCAUGGAUGUUUUGGAGAUUCUGUUUGAGUAUCAAAAGCUCACAGGCCAUCUGGAAGACAUUUUGAUGACAUUGGAUCCAAAGAGCUUUUUUUUUUUUCACUCAAGAAAGAUUCCUUUUUGGAUUUCUAUGAGAGAAGUAUUCCGUGGUUGAGUUUGAUAAGCCAGCCAUAGGCUGAGAAUGAAUGGAUUUAAGUACAGCAAUGAAGGUGGGGAUUAGGUGUCAGAAAUAACUAUGAUGAUAAAGGCAGUGAGGUUUUGGAGCGAUUUCUGUGGGAAGCUGUCAGUCUUGACAAUAGUGGAGGUCUUUAAGAAUGAUCCGAGGAAAACAUGUCGGGAAUGACAGAGGGUGGCCAAUCUUGUCUUGACCAUGGGAUGGACAAGGGGACCUUCAAGUUCCCCUGCAAUGCCAUUGUUUAUGAUCACCUGGAUGAAUGGAUGCAUCACUCAUGUGUCAAUGUACUAUUCUUGUUACCUGCCAAGACCCACAUUUGAAUUUUCAUAAAAAGGAAAACCAUUCUUUAAAAUGCUCAAGACUUUUCCUCACAGUCAGCUUUUUCAGUUUAUCUGGAAUCCGGUCAUUUGGAUAUCAACAAGCUGGGCUGCUGCUGUCCUUCAGCAGUUAAAGCCUAAAGUCUCUGCUGCAACAUGCCAAUUUACUUGCAAGUUAAUCCACCAUCAGACUUGAAUUUUACAAUUAUAGAUGAACAUAAUGUUCAAAUGUCAUGGAAAAGGCCACCAGAUGCAAUAGUGGGUUACAGAAUAACUGUGGUUCCAACAAAUGAUGGACCUACUAAAGAAUUUACUCUUUCACCUAGCACUACCCAAACUGUCAUAUCAGAUCUUACACCUGAUGUAGAGUAUAUUGUAUCAAUAGCUUCAUAUGACGACAGAGAGGAGAGUCUGCCUGUUUUUGGCCAGCUGACAAUUCAGACAGGCGGCCCAGGGAUACCAGAGGAAAAGAAGGUUGAGGCUCAAUUACAAAGAUGCUCCAUAAGUGCAAUGACAGAUUUAGUUUUCCUGGUAGAUGGUUCAUGGAGUGUAGGAAGAAAUAACUUCGGAUAUAUUCUGGACUUCAUGGUUGCCCUUGUAUCAGCUUUUGACAUUGGGGAAGAAAAGACGAGAGUUGGAGUUGUUCAGUAUAGUUCAGAUACAAGAACAGAGUUCAAUUUAAAUCAGUAUUUCAGAAGAAGUGAUCUUAUUGAUGCAAUUAAAAGGAUACCUUACAAAGGUGGCAACACAAUGACAGGUGAGGCUAUUGAUUACCUUGUUCAAAACACCUUCACUGAGUCUGCUGGAGCAAGAAAAGGCUUUCCCAAAGUAGCCAUUGUCAUUACUGAUGGAAAAGCUCAAGAUGAUGUAGAAAUUCCUGCAAGAGAGCUUCGCAACAUAGGAGUUGAAGUUUUUUCCUUGGGUAUCAAAGCAGCAGAUGCAAAGGAACUCAAACUAAUUGCAUCUCAGCCGUCACUGAAGCAUGUGUUCAAUGUGGCCAAUUUUGAUGGAAUUGUGGAUAUACAGAACGAAAUUAUCUUGCAAGUGUGCUCCGGUGUUGAUGAACAACUAGGUGAACUGGUUAGUGGGGAAGAAGUGGUGGAGCCUCCUUCAAAUCUGGUGGCAACUCAAGUCUCCUCAAAGUCUGUUAGAAUCACUUGGGAUCCAUCCACAAGCCAAAUAACUGGCUAUCGUCUGCAGUUCAUUCCAAUGAUAGCUGGGGGAAAACAGCAUGUACUGAGUGUGGGUCCUCAGACAACUGCUCUGAAUGUUAAAGAUCUCUCUCCAGACACAGAGUAUCAAAUUAAUGUUUAUGCAAUGAAAGGACUGACCCCCAGUGAGCCAAUAACGAUAAUGGAAAAAACACAACAAAUAAAAGUUCAAGUGGAAUGCUCACGUGGUGUGGAUGUAAAAGCUGAUGUUGUGUUUUUAGUGGAUGGUUCCUACAGCAUUGGUAUUGCCAAUUUUGUCAAAGUAAGAGCCUUUUUGGAAGUGUUGGUUAAAAGCUUUGAGAUAUCACCUCGAAAAGUACAGAUAAGUCUUGUCCAGUACAGCAGAGAUCCCCAUAUGGAGUUUUCUUUGAACAGAUACAACAGAGUGGAAGACAUAAUUCAGGCUAUUAACACCUUCCCCUACAGAGGUGGAUCUACCAACACAGGCAAAGCAAUGACAUACGUGAGGGAGAAGGUAUUUGUUACCAGCAAAGGAUCAAGACCAAAUGUGCCGAGAGUAAUGAUUCUUAUCACUGAUGGAAAAUCAUCAGAUGCUUUUAAAGAACCUGCAAUUAAGCUGAGGGAUGCAGAUGUAGAAAUAUUUGCAGUUGGUGUGAAGGAUGCAGUGCGCACAGAGUUGGAAGCUAUCGCAUCACCUCCUGCGGACACCCAUGUUUACACAGUGGAAGAUUUUGAUGCUUUUCAAAGAAUAUCAUUUGAACUUACACAGUCUGUCUGUCUACGAAUUGAGCAGGAGCUGGCUGCUAUAAGGAGAAAAUCUUACGUACCUGCAAAGAACAUGGUCUUUUCUGACAUAACAUCAGAGAGUUUCAAAGUGAGCUGGUCUCCAGCUGGACCUGAGGUUUUGUCCUAUCUCAUUAAAUAUAAAGUAGCAGUUGGUGGAGAUGAAUUCAUUGUUUCUGUACCAGCUUCAAGUACCAGCUCAGUUCUCACCAACUUACUACCUGAAACAACCUAUGCAGUCAGCGUGAUUUCUGAAUAUGAAGAUGGUGAUGGCCCUCCCUUGGAUGGAGAGGAGACCACCUUAGAAGUUAAAGGUGCUCCUCGAAACUUAAGGAUUACAGAUGAAACUACUGAUAGCUUUGUAGUUGGCUGGACUCCAGCACCAGGAAAUGUCCUGAGGUACAGGCUUGUUUAUAGACCACUUACUGGAGGAGAAAGGAGGCAAGUGACUGUAUCAGCAAAUGAUAGGUCAACUACUCUGCAGAAUUUGAUCCAAGAUACAAGAUAUGAAGUUUCUGUUGUUCCUGAGUAUCAGUCUGGGCCUGGGAAUUCAUUGAAUGGAUAUGCAAAAACUGAUGAAGUCCGAGGAAAUCCAAGGAAUUUGAGAGUUUCUGAUGCUACAACAUCAACAAUGAAGCUGUCUUGGGGUGCUGCUCCUGGCAAAGUGCAGCAGUACUUUAUAACAUACACUCCAGUCGCAGGAGGUGAAACCAAGGAAGUGACUGUGAAAGGUGACACCACCUCUAAGGUGCUGAAAGGCUUGGACCAAGCCACUAGGUAUGCACUGACUGUGUCUGCCUUGUAUGCCUCUGGAGCCGGAGAUGCCCUUUCUGGAGAGGGAGAAACACUUGAAGAACGUGGUUCACCACGUAAUUUAGUUACCACAGACAUAACUGACACUACAGUUGGGUUAUCAUGGACACCAGCUCCAGGAACAGUUAAUCAUUACAGGAUAGUAUGGAAAUCACAUUAUGAUGAUACCGUGGGAGAGAAGAGAGUCCCAGGAAAUACAGUGGAUGCUGUAAUAGAAGGCUUGGAGCCAGAGACUAAAUACAGGAUUUCAGUAUAUGCAGCCUACAGCAGUGGAGAAGGAGACCCAGUAGAAGGAGAGGCUUUUACUGAUGUGUCACCAAAUGCCAGGACUCUGACAGUAGACAACGAGACGGAAAAUACAAUGAGAGUUAAGUGGCAGCCUGCGCCUGGGAAAGUCUUGUCUUACCGUGUGAACUACAGAGCACGCAGCGGAGGCAGGCAAAUGUCUGGGAGAGUAAAUGCCCCCGCCACCAGCAUCGUGCUCAAGCGACUUAAGCCCCGCACCACGUACGACAUAACUGUUGUUCCAAUUUAUGAUUUUGGACACGGGAAAUCAAGAAAAGGAGAAGGAACAACAGCCUCUCCCUUUAAGCCACCUCGAAAUCUGAGAACUUCAGAUUCAACUAUGUCAAGUUUCAGAGUAACCUGGGAGCCAGCCCCAGGGAGAGUGAAGGGGUACAAAGUAACUUUCCACCCCACUGAAGAUGAUGGGAGCCUUGGAGAAUUAAUAGUGGGGCCCUAUGACAGCACAGUGGUAUUGGAGGAGCUUAGGGCAGGAACUACUUAUAAGGUAAAUGUUUUUGGGAUGUUUGAAGGAGGAGAGAGCAACCCUCUGGUUGGACAAGAGAUGACCACCCUUUCAGAUACUACUACGGAGCCAUUUUUAUCUAGAGGUUUAGAAUGUAGAACCAGAGCAGAAGCUGAUAUUGUGCUGCUGGUGGAUGGCUCAUGGAGUAUCGGGAGGCCAAAUUUUAAAACCAUCAGGAACUUCAUUGCCCGUAUUGUUGAAGUUUUUGAUAUUGGUCCUGACAAAGUGCAGAUUGGUCUUGCACAGUAUAGUGGUGAUCCCAGGACAGAAUGGAAUCUCAAUGCUUACCGAACCAAACAGUCUUUGUUAGAGGCUGUAGCCAACUUACCAUAUAAAGGAGGCAAUACUCUAACAGGAAUGGCCUUGGAUUUCAUCCUAAAAAACAACUUCAAGCCAGUUGCUGGCUUAAGGCCAAGAGCUCGCAAAAUUGGUGUUCUCAUCACUGAUGGCAAAUCACAAGAUGAUGUAGUUGCCCCUUCAAGAAAACUCAGAGAUGAGGGAGUGGAACUGUAUGCAAUUGGUAUUAAAAAUGCAGAUGAAAAUGAAUUGAAGCAAAUUGCAACAGAUCCAGAUGACAUCCAUGCCUACAAUGUUGCAGACUUCUCCUUCCUGGCUACCAUUGUUGAUAAUGUAACCACGAAUCUGUGUAACAGUGUGAAAGGUCCAGGUGAUUUGCCACCUCCUUCAAAUUUAGUUAUUUCAGAAGUGACACCUCGUUCUUUCAGACUGAGAUGGAGCCCACCUCCUGAGAGUGUUGAUAGAUACAGAGUUGAAUAUUAUCCUACCUCUGGAGGUAGCCCUAAACAGUUUUAUGUAAGUAGGAUGGAAAGAACAACAGUUCUGAAAGAUCUGCAACCUGAAACAGAAUAUGUGGUUAACGUGUUUUCUGUGGUAGAAGAUGAAAGCAGUGAACCUCUGAUCGGCAGGGAAACAACUUUACCAAUCUCCUCAGUUAGAAACCUGAAUGUCUAUGACAUUGGAUCAACUUACAUGCGAGUGAGAUGGGAACCUCUCAAUGGGGCUACUGGCUAUUUGUUAACAUAUGAACCUGUGAAUGCCACAGUCCCAGCCACAGAGAAAGAGAUGCGUGUGGGACCGUCAGUGAACGAGGUGCAGCUGGUAGAUCUCAUCCCCAACACCGAGUACACUUUAACAGCUUACGUAUUGUUUGGUGAUAUGCAGAGUGACCCACUCACCACACAGGAAGUGACAUUACCUUUGCCUGGACCCAGAGGUUUAAAAAUUCAGGAUGUUACUCACAGCACCAUGAAUGUUGUUUGGGAUGCUGCCCCAGGAAAAGUUCGAAAAUACAUCCUAAGAUAUAAAAUAGCUGAUGAUGCUGAUGUAAAGGAGGUGGAGCUUGACAGACUCAAAACAAGCAUUACUCUCUCUGACCUUUCCUCCCAAUCGCUGUACAAUGUAAAAGUUGUUGCUGUAUAUGAUGAAGGGGAAUCCAUACCAACAACUGCAGAAGCUGUCACUCAGCCUGUGCCAGCACCAGUCAAUCUCAGAAUCACAGAUAUAACCACGAAUAGUUUCAGAGGUACUUGGGAUCAUGGAGCUCCAGAUGUCUCUCUGUAUAGAAUAACUUGGGGGCCCUAUGGAAGAGGAGAAAAACAGGAGACUAUCUUAAAUGGGGAAGAGAAUAGUUUGGUCUUUGAAAAUUUGAAUCCAGACACAUUAUAUGAUGUCUCAGUUACUGCCAUUUAUCCUGAUGAAUCAGAAAGUGAUGAGCUCAUUGGCAGUGAAAGAACAUUACCCUUGGUACCUAUCACUACACAAGCCCCAAAGAGUGGCCCACGAAACCUUCAGGUCUACAAUGCAACUUCACACAGCUUGACUGUCAAAUGGGAUCCUGCCAGUGGUCGAGUGCAGAGAUACAGGAUCAUUUACCAGCCUAUCAGUGGGGAUGGCCCUGAACAGUCGACUACUGUUGGGGGACGACAGAACAGUGUGGUGAUACAGAAGCUGCAGCCUGACACACCAUAUGCUAUUACUGUGUCAUCAAUGUACGCAGAUGGUGAGGGGGGGAGAAUGACAGGACGAGGCAGAACCAAACCUCUCACUACUGUGAAGAACUUGCUAGUUUAUGACCCAACCACCAGUACUCUGAAUGUUCGAUGGGAUCAUGCAGAAGGAAGUCCUCGCCAGUACAAAGUGUUUUAUGGACCUACAGCUGGAGGUGCAGAGGAAAUGACCACAGUACCAGGAAAUACAAACUAUGUCAUCCUGAGGACUCUUGAACCCAACACACCUUACACUGUAACUGUGGUUCCAGUUUUCCAAGAGGGGGAUGGUGGACGUACCUCUGACACCGGACGCACCUUGGAGCGAGGAACACCAAGAAACAUUCACGUUUACAAUCCCACACCAAACAGCAUGAAUGUCCGUUGGGAACCUGCUCCAGGUCCAGUACAGCAAUAUAGAAUUAAUUAUGCUCCACUCUCUGGCCCAAGGCCAUCAGAAUCUAUUGUGGUGCCAGGCAAUACUCGUGAUGUGAUUCUGGAACGCUUGACUCCUGACACUGCUUACUCAAUAAAUGUUAUAGCUCUGUAUGCGGAUGGAGAGGGAAAUCCAAGCCAAGCACAGGGAAGAACAUUGCCUCGCAGUGGUCCAAGGAAUGUGAGAGUAUUUGAUGAGACCACAAACAGCCUUUCUGUGCAAUGGGACCAUGCUGAUGGGCCAGUCCAGCAGUACAGAAUCAUUUAUUCACCCACUGUGGGAGACCCUAUUGAUGAAUACACAACAGUUCCUGGCAUAAGGAAUAAUGUGAUACUACAACCACUACAAUCAGAUACGCCAUAUAAAAUUACUGUUGUUGCUGUGUAUGAAGAUGGAGAUGGUGGUCAACUGACUGGAAAUGGCAGAACUGUUGGCCUGCUUCCUCCUCAAAAUAUGUAUAUAACUGAUGAAUGGUAUACACGCUUCAGAGUUUCCUGGGAUCCUUCACCAUCCCCUGUUCUUGGCUAUAAAAUUGUAUACAAGCCUGUGGGUUCAAAUGAGCCCAGGGAGUUUUUUGUGGGAGAAGUGACUUCCUACACUUUGCAUAACCUGUCUCCCAGUACUACUUAUGAUGUGAAUGUUUAUGCCCAGUAUGAUUCUGGAAUGAGCAUACCUUUGACAGAUCAAGGCACUACGUUAUAUUUGAAUGUCACUGACCUAACAACUUACAAAGUGGGUUGGGAUACUCUCUGUAUCCGGUGGUCACCUCAUCGGUCGGCAACUUCCUACAGACUGAAGCUAAACCCAACUGAUGGUUCCAGAGGACAGGAAAUCACAAUUCGUGGGUCAGAAACAAGCCACUGUUUUACUGGCCUCUCACCAGACACAGAAUACAAUGCUACUGUCUUUGUUCAGACCCCUAACCUUGAGGGACCUCCAGUCUCUAUGAGGGAGCAUACAGUCCUCAAACCUACAGAGGCACCGACUCCACCACCUACACCUCCUCCACCUCCCACAAUCCCUCCAGCUCGGGAUGUAUGCAGAGGUGCCAAAGCAGACAUAGUAUUCUUGACUGAUGCUUCCUGGAGUAUUGGUGAUGAUAAUUUCAACAAAGUAGUGAAAUUUGUUUUUAGUACAGUAGGAGCCUUUGAUUUAAUCAAUCCUGCUGGAAUCCAGGUUUCAUUUGUGCAGUACAGUGACGAGGCAAAAUCUGAAUUUAAACUGAAUACAUUUGAUGACAAAGCCCAGGCCCUGGGUGCUCUUCAAAACAUUCAGUACAGAGGAGGAAACACUAGGACAGGCAAAGCCCUAACAUUUAUCAAAGAAAAGGUUUUGACUUGGGAGAGUGGCAUGAGGCGAGGCGUUCCCAAGGUACUUGUUGUUGUCACUGAUGGUCGGUCUCAGGAUGAGGUGAGGAAAGCAGCAACAGUCAUACAGCACUCUGGCUUCAGUGUCUUUGUGGUUGGUGUGGCUGAUGUGGAUUACAACGAACUGGCCAAGAUUGCCAGCAAACCCAGUGAACGCCAUGUAUUUAUUGUUGAUGACUUUGAUGCCUUUGAGAAGAUUCAAGAUAACCUUGUCACCUUUGUGUGUGAGACAGCUACCUCAACUUGUCCCCUUAUUUACUUGGACGGAUACACUUCACCUGGUUUCAAGAUGCUGGAAUCAUACAAUCUAACAGAGAAGCAUUUUGCUUCUGUACAAGGAGUUUCACUGGAAUCAGGCUCUUUCCCAAGCUAUGUAGCAUAUAAACUCCACAAAAAUGCCUUUGUUAGCCAGCCAAUACGGGAGAUUCACCCGGAGGGGCUGCCGCAGGCGUACACGAUCAUUCUCUUGUUCCGCCUUCUGCCUGAAUCCCCCAACGAGCCUUUUGCAAUCUGGCAGAUUACAGACAGAGAUUACAAACCACAAGUUGGAGUUGUGCUUGAUCCUGCCAGCAAAGUGCUGUCAUUCUUUAACAAGGAUGUAAGAGGAGAGGUUCAAACCGUAACUUUUGAUAAUGAUGUUGUAAAGAAAAUCUUUUAUGGAAGCUUCCAUAAGGUCCAUAUUGUUGUUACUUCAUCAAAUGUUAAGAUUUACAUUGACUGCAGUGAAAUAAUGGAAAAACCAAUUAAGGAAGCUGGCAAUAUCACAACUGAUGGCUAUGAAAUACUUGGGAAACUUCUAAAAGGCGACCGAAGAUCAGCAACAUUAGAAAUCCAGAAUUUUGACAUUGUAUGCAGUCCAGUUUGGACUAGCAGAGACAGAUGCUGUGAUCUCCCUUCUAUGAGAGAUGAAGCAAAGUGCCCAGCUCUUCCAAAUGCUUGUACCUGUACUCAAGACAGUGUGGGACCUCCAGGACCUCCUGGACCAGCUGGUGGCCCAGGCGCUAAAGGUCCCAGAGGUGAAAGGGGUUUGACUGGAUCAUCUGGGCCUCCUGGUCCUCGUGGUGAGACAGGUCCUCCAGGCCCUCAAGGUCCCCCAGGUCCACAGGGUCCCAACGGGCUGUCAAUCCCAGGUGAACCGGGUCGUCAAGGAAUGAAAGGGGAUGCUGGCCAGCCUGGACUCCCAGGGCGAUCGGGAACACCAGGUUUACCUGGUCCACCUGGACCAGUGGGACCUCCAGGAGAAAGGGGUUUCACAGGAAAAGAUGGUCCCACAGGUCCCAGAGGCCCACCAGGACCAGCGGGUGCUCCCGGAGUUCCAGGAGUUGCUGGCCCAAGUGGAAAACCAGGGAAACCAGGAGAUCGUGGGACACCAGGUGCACCUGGAAUGAAGGGAGAAAAAGGUGACAGAGGUGAUAUUGCUUCUCAGAACAUGAUGCGAGCAGUUGCAAGACAAGUUUGUGAACAACUUAUAAAUGGUCAAAUGAGCCGGUUCAAUCAAAUGCUGAAUCAAAUCCCGAAUGAUUAUUAUUCAAACCGAAACCAGCCAGGGCCACCAGGUCCACCUGGUCCCCCAGGAGCUGCUGGGACAAGAGGAGAACCUGGACCUGGAGGAAGACCAGGAUUCCCAGGACCUCCUGGGGUUCAAGGACCACCUGGUGAAAGAGGAAUCCCUGGAGAGAAAGGUGAAAGAGGGACUGGAUCCCAAGGACCACGAGGUUUGCCAGGACCACCUGGUCCACAAGGAGAAUCUAGAACUGGUCCACCAGGCUCCACAGGAUCACGAGGACCACCAGGGCCCCCAGGCCGUCCUGGAAAUGCGGGCAUUCGGGGUCCCCCAGGGCCACCAGGAUAUUGUGAUUCAUCCCAGUGUGCUAGCAUCCCUUACAAUGGCCAAGGAUUCCCAGAACAAGGUUUCGGCUAACACAUUUUCUAAGUCGCCAGUGCUGCUUACAGUUUGAAUACAUGAAAAUCCUGUUUCUGAGAUGUUUGCGCACGUGCUUAUUAGAAAAUGAGUCCGUAUGGAUAUUUCACCACGGAUAUGGUUCUUGAACCAUGUUGACCUCAUAGAACGGGGAGAUACUUUUACUAACACAACUCAUGAAUGAGAUAAAGGACAGUUACAUCAAUUCAUUAAGCCCAUUGCAUUUCAAUAAUAAAAUAGACAGUCUUUCUUUUUUAAAAAAGACCUAGACCACCAAAAACCUCAGUGGCGAAGGAGGCUUGUAAAACUACUAACCAGCGAAGGUAAUGCCAUUAGAAGAGAGACAGAUUUAACCUGGAAAAUGAGAAAUAGCUUAUGUAAAUAGUAAACUAAUUGUGGCUUGUAGAUGAUUUGUAUGGGACUGUAUCCACUAAAAUCUGUUAACAACUCUAUGUGAUACUUUUGCAUAAAAGCCUGCUGCUGCUUGCUGUAUGCCAGAAUAACAUCUUUGACAACUUAUGAAACCUACCUGUCUGUUGCUUGUUACCAACAUGUCUGAAUUGGGGCAUAUACCUUUUUUUAUGUGUAAUCUUGUUGGAUCUGUAACUGCAGUUAUAAAUACCAAAGUUUUAUAAUAAUUUUUCUUCUGUUUUGCUGUAGUUUUUGGUGUUCCUGAAGCACCAGCUGUAACUCGGUUUGUUACGAGGAACAGCACGACAAAAUGACAUGUACUGUAUAUUGCCGCUGGUGAUAGUUAUGUCUACACUUACUUUCCCAUUCUCACAGAAAAUUAGCAUACACCAAACCCAUCUCUUCACCUUACCUGCUCCAUGUCUUCUAUUAAUUAUGCAGUUUAAAAUAAAGCCCAAUGCUUAGAUUUACUGAAGUAGCUGUAAAAUAGUAAUUUUAUUUGAUUUUCUUGGUUUUGUUUGUUUUUUUUAAAUAGCUUUACCAUGAUUUGUCCCUUGCCUAAUUUAUGACUCUUUCUGCACUGUUUUGUGUAUUAUAAAUACAAAGCCUUUCAAGAUGAAUUUAAAGCCUUUUAUUAUUUUACUGCCAAAAAAGCAUUCAUGAGCAAAACUGAGAAAUACCCCCAGUGAACUAAUUAUUUAUAUAUUUAUUAUAUGAAAAUAAGGUUGAACUAACAUUAUGUAGCCAGACUAACGUUCAUUGCAUAUGUGGAUUCAAAGACAUGCGAUAACUAUUAUGUUCAAUCGGACAACUAUUUUCAACCAGAACCAUACGUGCCUGAAAGUGGACCCUAUCAGCCUGAAGGUGAACCCUUUAUAGUACCUAUGGAGUCAGAAAGGAGAGAGGACGAGUAUGAGGACUAUGGAGUUGAAAUGCAUUCACCAGAAUACCCUGAGCACAUGCGCUGGAAAAGAUCACUAUCAAGAAAUGCAAAAACAAAUCCGUAAAAGAUCUGUGUGUCUUGAUUUGGGUUUUUUUGGUUGGUGGGGUUUUUUUGUUUUUUCUUUUGCUGUGCUUGCAUUUGCAGAUACACACAGGGAGAGUGCAUCAAUCCUUUUGCAAUGUGGCUUUCUGGCCUUUUCAUGUCAGACGCACCCCUGUUUUGUAUCUUGCUUAUGUGGGGAUAGCAAUGUGUGUACCCAAACACUUCAUGUUGCUCUGGAAAUGCUUGUAAAAUACUGUUGCUUAUAGUGGUUGCAUACAGAUUAAGGUGUGCAUUCAGUUAUCCCAGUGCUGCCUUUUCAUUAAAAUAAUGUAAAAACAAAUACAUUAAAAAAAAAGAAAACCAAAAACCAGAACAAAAAUAACCACAGAGCUGUUGCAAAUUUUCUAAGGACUGUCUGCUUUAGCUCUACAUUUUUCUUCUUUUUCAAAUGCAUGUUUUCAGUUCAGUCAGAUCACAGGUCUGCAAUAUCUAGUUAAAAAGAACCAAAAAUUUCCCUCUCCUUCCAGUAUCAUUGUAAUUUUCUUCUAUUCUGAAUUACAAUCUGUGGAGCAUAUACUGCUCUUAUACAUCUCCUCUAAACACCACAAACAUUAAGUAGCUGAAAUCAUUGUAUCAACUGGAUACAGUUUAAUAAUGCCUGAAAUCUCCUUGUUUGUAGACACAGUUACAUUUAUGCCAAAUUGCAGUAAAUCCUGCAGAGAUGGAAUUGCAUGUUUAUGUUGUAUAUUUAGUAUGGAUUUUUUUUUCAGAAUACAAUGUUUCUUAGUUACCAAAAGCAGUUGGAAAUUGUUUGCAAGACUAUGGAUAUAGAAUUGCUGCUUUUAUAUUUUAACUGCAAAUUGUGAAUUUCACUGCCUUAUAUUAUUUAUUUCUGAAAUGAAAGAGGCAUUUUUCAAUAAAACUACUGAAAAUGUA
Messenger RNA from Zonotrichia albicollis (white-throated sparrow), 17653 nucleotides. Lineage: Eukaryota; Metazoa; Chordata; Aves; Passeriformes; Passerellidae. The record is from RefSeq and is a predicted model, not a curated record.